UUUCCCUUGACCUUGAAAGAGUCAGAAGGGAGAUCAAGACUCUUACGGCUGAGGUGAAGCAGAUUUACAAUGAGAAUAUGUAUGACAUGAAUGGAGUAGCAGUAAAAAAACUCAAGCACUCUUCUACAGGAAGUGGAGUAGGAGGUUCAAGUUCAUUAGGAGGGAGCAACACGUCCAUAGAGGUGAAAGAGAAGGUGGUGAUUGGUUUCGAGGAAGAGGUAAAGAGACUAAUAGACAAGCUUGAUGAUAGAGGAGAGGGCAGAGAAUUGGAGAUUAUAACAAUAAUCGGUGCAGGUGGAGGUGGUAAAACUACUUUGGCCAGAGAAGUGUAUGAUCACCGUUUCACAUCGUAUACCUUUGACAUUCGUGCAUGGGUUGAUGUUUCUCAAUAUUAUGAUGAAACUAUGAAGAGGAAUUUGUUGAUUUGUAUUUUGGAAUUAGCUUCCGCACGAAAAGAUGAAGAUUACAAGCAAUAUAGCGAGGAUAAGUUGGGAGAAAUGGUACUCAAAUGCUUGAAGGGUAGAAAAUAUCUCAUUGUCAUGGAUGACAUAUGGGGCAUUGAAGCCUGGAAUGAUAUCCAAAGAUCAUUCCCCAAAAAAUGCCGGGGGAGCAAAGUGUUAUUCACAAGUCGACUACUCGUUCAACCUGAUAGCGUCUGCUGCAUCCCUCAUUAUUUGGAUCCCUUAUCUGAAAGUUGCAGUUGGGAGUUGUUACAAAAGAAGGUAUUCGGGACCAAACAAUGCCCACCGGAGUUGGUGGACAUCGGUAAGCAAAUCACAAAAAAAUGUAAAGGGCUACCAAUUGCAAUUAUCGCAAUAGCUGGCAUUCUAGCAAUGGAAAACAAGACACUCUACGUGUGGGAGGAAGUUGCCAAACAUUUAAGCUCGAUCAUUGCCAAAAACCAGGAGGGCUGCAUGGAGAUACUAGAACUUAGUUACAAUCACUUGCCCCUUCAUUUAAAAGCGUGUUUUCUUUAUAUUGCAGCACACCCUGAAGAUUAUGAAAUCUCCGUACGCGAGCUGAUAUGGUUAUGGAUCGCGGAGGGAUUUAUUAAGCCAAGUGAGGGUGGAGAAAGCUUGGAGGACAUAGCAAAAGAUUACUUAAUUGGUCUUAUUGAUAGAAGUCUCAUAAUGGUAGCUAGGAAAAGUAAAUUCCGGCAAGGAAUUAAAGCAUGUCGUAUCCAUGAUCUUUUGCGUGAAUUAGGCUUGAAAAAAGCUGAGGAGGAUAAUUUCAUUGUGAAAAUUUACGAGGAUGAUCCUCUUUCACCUUCCUCUACAAAUAAGCAGCGUCGCCUCUUCAUUAGCUCUCAGUUCUUUCAUAAGUUUUCCUCAAGGCCUUGUGCUCAAAACCUUCGUUCUUUUACGUGCCGCUCCUUGUCAAACUCCCCGCCUUCCAAACAAAAUCUGUCAUUCUUUGUUGAAAACUUCAAACUUCUCAAGGUGUUGAAUUUUAACUCUGCUACAAGCCUAGGAGAAAUAAGAAAAGGAGAUCUAGUUCAUUUGAGAUACUUAGCACUUAGGUUACCACUCCACAUCAUGCACCGUGCACCAUUAUUUAUUCACUACCUCUCGAACCUAGAAACCCUUAACUUCCAAGUUGGGAGUUGGACCAAGAUUUCGUUGCCUCAAGAUAUAGUUAAGAUGGUCCAGUUGAGGCAUCUAUAUACUAAAAGGGGGAUAUUCGAAUAUCAUGCUUCUUAUGAUCAUGAAGAAGAGGGGAAUAUGUUGGAUAGCCUACAGACCUUGCACCGAAUGUGUUUUUGUGAGCAUUGCCAUCGUUUCUUGAGAAGGACUCCCAAUCUUAAGGAGCUAGGACUUACUUCAAGUCGGAACUCCCAAUCAUUCCCAGAGGAUUGGGUUGUGAUGCUCCCCAACCUAGAGUUCUUAAAAUGCCUUGAGACACUCUUUAUUGAGCCACGGUUCGUGACCAAGCGCGUGACUAAGCUGAAGCUUCCUCUGACUCUUACGCGGCUAACUUUGAGCCGUACGGACAUCUUGUGGGAGGAUAUGUCAAUACUCCUCCAAACCCUGCCGAGCAUUGAGGUUCUCAAAUUAUUAUACUCCGCCUGUUGGGGACGAGUUUGGGACACAACUGAACUUGACGAGGGGUUCUCUCAACUCAAGUACUUAAAGUUUGAGGAACUGAAUAUCGAGGAGUGGAAUGCUUCCACAUAUCAAUUUCCGAGACUUGAGGUUUUAGAGAUUGAAAAUUGCGAAUAUCUGAAGGGAAUCCCACUUGAUUUUGCUAAUCUGUUCGACCUUCGUGAAAUUAAGUUAUACCGUUGUAGUCAAUCUGCUGAGGUAUCGGUCAGGGAGAUUCAGGAAGAGCAAAUAAGUCUUAAAGGAGAUGAUGAUUGCCUUGAUUUCUCCUUGCGGCCGUUGCCUGCGGAUUUGUUAUGGUAGAUGAGGAGAACAGUUGGGAGUGAUAUUGAGGAGGUAAUUAAUUACCAAAAAUUGUUUUGGUGCUGCUGAUUGGUCUGGGUUUUUUUUUUUUUUUUUUUCUAUACUUGUCUCUUUGUGUCUAGCAUGUGCUGUCAAGUUUUGUGUCCAGUUUAGUCUGUUGCGGCCGGGGGCUAUGGUGGAUCCUUCUAGUUUUUUCUGUUUUUUUUGUUUAUGGGUUUCAAGAUGUGUGUGUGUGCAAGUGUGUGUGUGAUUUGGCCUAGUCCCAUUCUGGAUUUCCUAGAUGUAUUGGCCUGUUGUUAUUCAAACAAACGUGGAACUAUUACUGAAGUUGGAAUUGGGAAAGCUGGAUGAUUGCUAAUGAUGCUUGGUGGUGAAUAAUGACUGAUGACUGGCAUUCGGGAUGCACUUACAUUGCAGGUUUUAAUUGCUGGACAUUUGCCACUGAUAUUUUGGAGGUUUACAUUGCAGGUUAUAAUUGAAUGAUUGAUCGUGUGGGGGACUUUUAUUUCUGGGCAUGGGCCUCAUUCGGCCUCUUUUUUCUUAUUUUCUAUCAGGUUGGCAUCUUGCCAUCUAGUCUCAUGUUGGGGCGGCAUAUGAUUGUCAAGGGUCUAGGGACCAACAAGUUGGAAUUCUUUCUCAUUUUGUCAGUAAAGUAUAUUUUUGCAUGUCAAUAUGGGACAAUUUUCUUAUAUUAGUUUAUGGGUUGUGAGUUAUUAAAGAGAACAUGGCUUGUGGCAUGCAUGUAUUUGAUUAGUAUAUAGUAAAAUUUAAUUCAAUGACAAGUCCAGUCCCAAUAAUUUCCAAGGUUAAAAAAGAGGGCAACUGGUACCUAAUGCUUAAGAGUUGUGUUGGUUUUAGCCUUUUAGGCCUAAUAAUUCAUUCAAGGAUUGUGUUGGAGGGAUCUAUAUAUCUACCCCUCCCAAUUGGAAAGCAAUUGGUAUUAAACUGUUAAUAGUGAGGUUCCAAAGCCUGACCUACAUCAACUUACAAUUGAGAAUUCCUCGCCCGAUAAGGUGGGAGAUGUCCAGCUCAAUGAAGGAAACGAUAGUUCUUCUAGGGAUGGAUUGUUUGAGCUUUUCAAUUCGCCUAAGAUGGAAGAGGAUUCUUCUCUUUGGUCUAGAUGUGAGUUUGCUCCACCCACACCUGAGCAAAUCACGGAAAAGGGUACCGAAACAAAGGACUUCCAGACUAAAUGGGCGGCAGUCAUAUAGAAGAAUAGGUCAGAGGAAGACGAGCACCUCUUUGCUAUGCAUCGCAGCUUUAGGAAAUAGAAGGGAAAGACCAAGAAGAUUGUCAGUUGUGAAAGUGGUGGCAAGGCUAUUCAAGGCU
Molecule: messenger RNA, 3731 nt
Organism: Rhododendron vialii
Lineage: Eukaryota; Viridiplantae; Streptophyta; Magnoliopsida; Ericales; Ericaceae
Product: putative late blight resistance protein homolog R1B-16
Exons: 3
Coding region: 78-2402 (774 amino acids)
Biological process (GO): defense response to other organism
Molecular function (GO): ADP binding
Source: RefSeq, a predicted model, not a curated record